Dentiscutata heterogama is the source of this 163-nucleotide messenger RNA. The record is from the annotation of a GenBank genome assembly. Lineage: Eukaryota; Fungi; Glomeromycota; Glomeromycetes; Diversisporales; Gigasporaceae.
AUGUCUAAUUAUUAUCCAACCUCUGAAGAUGAGCUUGACCUUAAUGAUAAUAUCACUUUUGAAAAGAAGAAAGUUGAUUCACCUAAUGGUAUAAAAAAUGAGAAAAGUACAAUUACCACCAUAUUGCUAUUACAAGAAGUCUCAUCAAAUAGUGUAAAUCAUA